AUGGUCUCGUCUUCCUCCUCUGCGGCCUUGCAGCAGAGUCUCGGCGAGUCUGAAGUGUUUGACCUCGUGUGCGACUAUUUGCGCACGCGCCAGUUCUUCGAGGCCGAACGCACGUUGCGCUCAGAGCGCGAGGCCACGAGCUCCUGCUCGCCCAAAGCCUCGUCGCCCGUGUCCCAGCAGCCCAAUGACGCGGCGGUGUCGACUGACGCGUCCCUCUCGUCGCGCCUCGAGUUUAUGCUCGAGCGCAGUUACGUCACGCAGCUCGUGUCAGGGUCGAAUCAGACGGAACCCGAGAAGAUCUUCGUUCCCCGUCAUGAGCUAGAGUCCACGUCUAAGCGCGUACGGGCCCAUUUGGACGGGAACGAGGCGCUAGCUGUCGACUAUGUUCAAGGCACGACAAUCAACGCCAGUAAAGGAGACGGUGAUGACGACACAGAGGAGGAAUUCCACUUAAGUACGCGACUUGUCAGUUUUGACGCGUGCAAAGACGACCCACACGGGUCAGCGACCAUGCCGAUUUAUCAGACGUCCACCUUCACGCAACCUUCUGGCGACACGUUCGGCGCCUACGACUACACGCGCUCGGGCAACCCUACACGGGCAGCUUUAGAGCGCCAAAUGGCCGAGCUCGAGAGCGGACAUCGGGCAUUUGCCUUCACGAGUGGCAUGGCUGCACUCUCGGCUGUUUCCCGUCUAGCGCAUGCCGGGGAUGAAAUCGUGCUCUCGGACGACUCGUACGGCGGAACGUACCGCCUGCUGAGUAAAGUCGCGGCAAAAAACGGAAUCAGCGUCAAGUACGUGGACUUAUCGGGCGAAAAUGGUCCUAAGAACUUAGGGGCAGCUCUAUCAGACAAGACGAAGUUGGUCAUGAUGGAGUCCCCUACUAACCCUAUGCAGCGAAUUUGUGACAUCCGACGCCUCGCCCAAGCUGCACAUACAGUCGGUGCCCUGUUGUCUGUGGACAAUACAAUGAUGAGUCCAGUGUUGCAAAAUCCGCUGAAGUUAGGGGCGGACAUUGUCGUGCACUCGGCCACGAAGUUCGUGUGCGGACACAGUGAUACGAUGUCGGGAAUUGUCAUCGCGAAGGACCCGGAGCUCUGCCGAGACAUUUACUUCUACCAGAACGCGGAGGGGACUGGCCUCGCGCCGUUUGACUGCUGGCUGCUGCUGCGUGGCGUUAAGACCAUGAGUCUGCGUGUGCUUGCAGCGCAGGAAAAUGCCGUCAAGGUUGCCAACUUUUUGAACGACCAUCCGCUUAUCAAGACCGUGCACUACACGAAUCUGCUGGACGAACACUCGCCCGACCGAAAGAUCCACGACUCACAAGCUCGAGGUAGUGGCUCGGUGGUGUGUUUCCGUACUGGCUCGCUCGCUUUCUCUCAGCACCUGCUGACAGUGACGAAGCUGUUUAAGAUCACCGUGAGCUUUGGCAGCGUGAACUCGUUGAUCUCGCUGCCCGGUGCGAUGUCGCACGCUAGUAUUCCGGAGGAGGUACGCAAGGCGCGCUCGUUCCCCGAGGAUCUUGUGCGUCUGUCCAUCGGUGUCGAGGACGCGAAAGAUCUCAUCAAGGAUCUCUCGCAGGCUCUGCAAUCGUACGUACCUCCUUAG
This is a messenger RNA of Peronospora matthiolae, 1608 nucleotides long. NCBI's taxonomy places the organism in Eukaryota, Oomycota, Peronosporomycetes, Peronosporales, Peronosporaceae. The record is from the annotation of a GenBank genome assembly.